This is a messenger RNA of Chara braunii, 905 nucleotides long. The record is from the annotation of a GenBank genome assembly. NCBI's taxonomy places the organism in Eukaryota, Viridiplantae, Streptophyta, Charophyceae, Charales, Characeae.
GGUCUUGGGAUAGCUCUCAUCAAUAAGGUUAUAUAGUGGGAUCGGGCUCAGCAGAUUGGCUGAGCGUUGGCGGGUGGAAGCUUUUCGGGUUCUGACAAUAUGUUCCUAACCAAUGGCCCGGGAGGGAACAACUCGGGGACAUAUGGAAAUGGCGACGGAGGCUACAAUAGAUCGAGAUACGGCGACGGUAGAGGUGGUGCGCUGGCGAAUGGAGGCACGGCUGGUGGAGGAGGUAAUUACGAUACCGGCGGAAACGGUGGGGGUGGGCCGGGCGGAGUAUGCUACAAUUGCGGUAAACCUGGGCACUUCGCGCGUGAUUGCUGGUCACAUCGUGAUAGACCCUUCCAAAACAAUUUUGGUGAUCCUGAGCUGGAGGAGAUUAAGGAGCAUCAUAGGCAAGCUAGAAAGGAGCGCAUCGAACAGGAGGAGAAGAAGAGGGACGAGGAGGAGAAAAGAGCGAAGGAAGAGGAAGAGAAUCGUAGAAAUCAAGAUUUCGCGCGGAAGAUGGAGGAAUUCAAGCUACAAUUACGGGUCGAUCUGAAUGAAGAAUGGCGCAAGAAGAGCUCUGAAGCUGAGAAAGUCAUGACCGAGACUAAGAAGAAGACGGUAAGACUGAACCACUGCUCACGAUCGAAGAAAGGUAAAGGGAAAGGGCGAAGAAUGAAGAGGAAGCAUUAUGUGCUCACCAGUGAUGACUCUUCAACCGAUAUGUCGUCCUUUUCGGAGGAUUCUAGUUCCGUGACAAGUGGUUCCAGUGAUGAAAGGACGUGCGUGAAGGUGACUAGGGGAAACGGGAAGCGGCUUAGUAAGGGGAAGUCGAAGCAAGGUUAGGGGAAGGAAAACAUGAACUCACCGGCGAUCAAGGUCACACCACGAAAACACGAGACAAGCGAAUGCUCCAUGAG